Messenger RNA from Labeo rohita (rohu), 860 nucleotides. RefSeq lists its product as uncharacterized. The transcript is spliced from 5 exons. Lineage: Eukaryota; Metazoa; Chordata; Actinopteri; Cypriniformes; Cyprinidae. The coding region runs from base 16 to 624 and encodes 202 amino acids. The record is from RefSeq and is a predicted model, not a curated record.
GACGCCUGUAGCGCAAUGGCGGUGAUGGCCAGGUCCAGCUCAGCUCAAAACACCUGUAACUGGAUUAUGGCUCUCCUGGCGCUGUGGUCCGUGGUCUCUCUGAUCGUCAUCGUGGUUUGGGCCACCUGGCCCCCCUUGGCUGGCGUUACACAAUGCAGAGCAGCACAACAGGCCUUAAUUGAGAAGAUGGAGGGAGCCAAAGUGAUGACGGAAAAAGCGCAAGAGGUCUUGAAAUCCACAUUGAAGCUGAGCUUAGAGAACCAGACCAAACUGGAAGAAGAGCUGGAAUGUCUUCUAAAGAGCCAGAAGGAAACCAAUGCAUCUCUAACGGAGAGUCUGCGACUGCAAAUGUUCCUAAAGGAAAAUGCAACAGCUUUGGAAAAUCAAAGACUGAUGUACCAGAGCGAACAUGCAAGACUUUUUUCGGAGCUAGCUCAGCGGGAGGCUCUUAUUGAGAUUCUGUGGGUGAAUCUGACCAGUGUAUCGCAUCACUUGGAUUCAUGCGCAGCUUUACGUGACGCCGCGAGCAGCCAACAGGUGGCAGCAGAGAGUCAAAGGAAAGCCUGUGAAUCCAAAACAACUUACCUUGUCAAGCAAGUAGACAUCUGCAAGGUUAAUGUGUGAGGAACCCAAGGCUUCCAUCACGCCAUCAUCAUUUAAACUUCACUUAAUUGCCCCGAAGAUGUAAUACUAUACCAGUAUGCAAAGACAACAAACAUCUUUGAACAUCUGUAUCAUUUGGAAAGUGAUAUAAAGUACAAUGACACGAACAUCAUCGUAUUGAGACAUUAUUACUAUUUAAAGUGCUGUCAAACGAAUAAUUGCGAUUAAUCGCAUUCAAAAUAAAAGUUUUGUUUACA